AUGACCGCCACAGAACCCCACCGUAUGCGCAUCACAACAGGCGGCAGCGUGGCCUCGUACACCAAGUUUGCCGUCAACUUCCUCAGGGAAAACCCCGAUACCCCGCUGGUACUGCAUACCUUGCCCGCAGCCAAGGACGAUGACAAGCAGCCUUCCUCCUCGUCCUCCUCGUCCUCCAAGUCCCCAGCAUCCACACUCCACCCGGCAACCCUCGCGGCCCCGCGCCUCGUCAGCGUGGCCGAAAGCGUCAAGCGCACAUACACGCGGCAAAAGUCCGCCACGGGCCUGUGGCAGUAUACCGAGAGUGGCCUGCUUCCCAGCGGCGGUGGAGAAGAGGCCGCCGGCCCGAGCCUCGCGCGCGUCCUGUCCGGCAAGCUCAAGCCGAAGAUGACUCACCGGCCCUUCCUCCAGAUCACGUUUUCGCGCCGCCCCCUCGGGCUCGAGACGGGGCGUAACACGAGCGUGCAGCACGUUGCCAGUCGGCGGGGCAACGUUGUCCCCGACCGUGGCCAAGUCGGAGGUCAAGGCACUGUUGCUGCUGGGAAGAACGUGGGAGACGACGCCGCUGCUGGUAUGGAUGUGGCGGUGGCGAGCGCGAGCGUCGUAGCUCCAGCAGAGCGGCCUGCAAAGAAGCGCAAGUCCAAUGUGGCAGAGCACGCUGCCAAGCGCGUCAAGACGUCUGCUGCUGUCUAG
Molecule: messenger RNA, 693 nt
Organism: Apiotrichum porosum
Lineage: Eukaryota; Fungi; Basidiomycota; Tremellomycetes; Trichosporonales; Trichosporonaceae
Exons: 3
Coding region: 1-693 (230 amino acids)
Source: RefSeq, a predicted model, not a curated record